Messenger RNA from Myotis brandtii (Brandt's bat), 986 nucleotides. It is a transcript of the gene AGMAT, whose product is annotated as agmatine ureohydrolase (agmatinase). NCBI's taxonomy places the organism in Eukaryota, Metazoa, Chordata, Mammalia, Chiroptera, Vespertilionidae. Bases 1 to 885 code for a protein of 294 amino acids. Gene Ontology annotation, molecular function: agmatinase activity; metal ion binding. The record is from RefSeq and is a predicted model, not a curated record. The transcript is spliced from 7 exons.
AUGAUGCGGCUGCCGGUGCAGGCCUCCCCAGAGGGGCUGGACGCCGCCUUCGUCGGGGUGCCCCUGGACACGGGGACUUCCAACCGGCCCGGGGCGAGAUUUGGACCCCGGCGGAUCCGGGAGGAAUCAGUGAUGCUUCGGACAAUCAACCCCAGCACGGGGGCCCUCCCCUUCCAGUCCCUCAUGGUUGCAGACCUAGGCGAUGUGAAUGUCAAUCUUUACAACCUUCAGGACAGCUGCCGCCUGAUUCAAGAGGCCUAUCAGAAAAUCGUGGCUGCCGGCUGUGUGCCUCUGACCUUGGGUGGAGAUCACACAAUCACAUAUCCUAUCUUGCAAGCCAUGGCAAAAAAGCAUGGCCCUGUGGGGCUGCUGCACGUGGAUGCUCACAUGGACACGGCUGACAAGGCCCUGGGAGAGAAGCUCUAUCACGGGACCCCCUUCCGCCGGUGCGUGGAGGAGAAACUUCUGGACUGUAAGCGCGUCGUACAGAUUGGCAUCAGGGGCUCUUCUACGACUGUGGAACCCUACAGAUACAGCCGGAACCAGGGCUUCCGGGUGGUGCUGGCUGAAGACUGCUGGAUGAAGUCGCUGGUCCCUCUGAUGGCCGAAGUGAGGCAGCAGAUGGGAGGCAAACCCAUGUAUAUCAGCUUUGAUAUUGACGGCUUGGAUCCUGCCUAUGCCCCAGGGACAGGGACACCGGAAAUUGCUGGUCUCACCCCUAGUCAGGCUCUGGAGAUCAUCCGGGGCUGUCAAGGCCUGAACGUGGUGGGCUGUGACCUGGUGGAAGUCUCACCGCCAUACGACCCUUUUGGAAACACGGCCCUCCUGGCAGCCAACCUGCUGUUUGAGAUGCUGUGUGUUCUCCCCAAAGUGAGAGUCGUCUGAACCUUGUGCUCGUCAACACCGAAUAACAGAUCGCAUCAAGGACCAAUUCUUAAGCAUCUGUCAGUACUAGAGUUUGUGCCAAUAAAACUUUCUGCUCCAAG